UUUAACACCAGAUGGCAGAUAUGCACCUCGGACGGACUGACGCCAACUAAUUCUGAAAUAUAGUCGCGCAAAACACUGCGAAAAGUUGAAAUUGUAAUUUCAAUCUUGGAGAUAUUAUUGAGUUGUUUUUACAUUAUUAAGUCGUUUUGUGUAUAGUGGAUAAUAUUAAUAAUAAAUAAAUCAAACUCAAGACCAAUUACUAUAGAAAGAAUUAAUUUUUUCUGAAAGUUUUCAAAUAAAAACAAAACAUGGCACACUAUAAAGGAGCAGCCAGUGAAGCUGGUAGAGCAAUGCAGUUAAUGAAGAAAAGAGAAAUUGCUCAACAAGAAAUAGAAUUAAGGAAAAAGAAGAUAGAAGAUGACCUGAAGAUUCACAAUAUAGAGAAUAAAUUUGCAACACAUUAUAAUGCUGUUGAACAGCAAUUGAAAACAUCUACGAUAGGUUUAGUCACAUUGAAUGAAAUGAAAGCAAAACAAGAGAACAUAGUUAAAGAAAGAGAGAGGAAACUUGCGCAAAAAGAACGCGAAAAAGAACAGGAGAAGGAACGUGCUCUUGCUGCAAAGCAAGCUGAAAAGAAUAAACAAAAGAAACAAAUACAAGCUUUGUCAUUCAGUUUAGAAGAGGAUGAAGUGGAAGUAUCCAGUGAAGAAGAGCCAGAAGUAAAAUUAGAGAAAAAGAUGGAUAGCGAUGAUGAUAAACCAGUGAUAAAAAAGAUUAAAAAAAAUCCAGAUGUGGACACAAGUUUUCUGCCUGACAGAGAAAGAGAAGAAGAAGAAAAUAGGUUGAGGGAAGAAUUGAGACAAGAGUGGGCAAGAAAGCAAAAUGCAUUAAAAGAGGAGGAGAUUGAAAUCACUUUCAGUUAUUGGGAUGGUUCUGGACACAGGCGAAGUGUUAUUAUGAAGAAAGGUAAUUCCAUUUACCAACUUCUUCAAAGAUGCUUGGAGGUUUUGCGGCGUGAAUUCAGUGAAUUAAAAACAGUCAUGGCUGACCAAUUAAUGUACGUGAAAGAAGAUCUAAUCCUGCCACAUCAUUAUACAUUUUAUGAUUUUAUUGUGACAAAGGCACGAGGCAAAAGUGGACCACUUUUCACGUUCGAUGUUCACGAUGAUAUUCGUGUCAUGCACGAUGCUUCUGUUGAAACAGAAGAGUCCCAUGCUGGAAAAGUUUUGCUCAGGUCUUGGUAUGAAAGAAACAAGCACAUAUUUCCUGCCAGCAGAUGGGAGCCAUUCGAUCCAACCAAAAGUUAUGACAAGUACACGGUGUCCGAUAAAAAUAGGAAAAAGGAUAAAAUUUAAUAUUCGUAAUAUAGAAAAUUGUUGUACAGGGUCGACAGUGCACAUUGUGUUCAAUAUAAAAGCAUAAGUUGAAUAUAUUCUUGCAGGUAUUAAAUAUUCGAAACGUGUAUUAAUAUAUAUAUUUAAUUAUAGUCAUUUGAAAUUUA
This is a messenger RNA of Megalopta genalis, 1441 nucleotides long. RefSeq names its product protein FAM50 homolog. The record is from RefSeq and is a predicted model, not a curated record. Lineage: Eukaryota; Metazoa; Arthropoda; Insecta; Hymenoptera; Halictidae. Gene Ontology annotation, cellular component: nucleus. Gene Ontology annotation, biological process: chromatin organization.